UAGCCUCUGGAGCAAACAAAAUCAUGGCGAGUUUGCUCAUUCCUCGAAGGCUGAUCCCUACACGGAUUUCGUCCGUUCUUUGCCGAAAAGCGUCGUCUUUCUUCACGGAAGAAUACACUCCACCACAACUCGACCAUGUUACUGCAGACUGGGAUAAACUUUACCAGCAAAGCAUCCGAGAUCCUGCGACUUUCUGGGGACAACUUGGAGCAACGCGACUGGACUGGAUCAAGCCUUUUGAUAAAGUGAUGGAUGUUAAAAUGAAGAUAGGGUGGCAUAAGUGGUUUGUAGGAGGAAAACUGAAUGUUUCAGGUUAAUAGAUCUUCGUGUUUGAUUCUGAGUAUUUCAACCUUAAAUUUUCAAGAGUUGUUGUUGACAAAAGCAAAUUGUAAGGGUAGGGAAGGUAUGACCUCAUUUUAUUGUUCCACGCGACCACGCCCUUGGUGGAUUUCAUGGAAAAAAUCCCACAUAGCCCUCUACAUUUGUUUUGUUGUAUUUAUUUUCUUAUUUUAAACACUCUGCUUAUUGCUGGUUUGCAACUGAAGUCAUAGUGGCCAUACUGAUGGACAAGAAAAAAGCUCCCCUUCCCCCUCCUGGAAACUAAAUAUUUUUUAAGCAAAUUCUGUCAAUCAAUCAAUCAAUAUUAUUACCAAAGCAGUUAGUCAAACACUUAAUUAAUCAUUCAUUUUCAAUUUCCCAAUUGCUAUUUUCAACUCAGGAGAGCACAAUGUGCUAUAAAUUUGUGAACCUUCUCACUACAUUGGUAGUCAAAUGUCUCAGGGCUAAGGAUAGCCUCAGAAAAAACCCAAAAUUUUUCGACCCCACCAACAUUUUCUCUGGAAAAUGAUGUCUGAGAAAAGUACGCGGAGAUUCCAUACUGAUGACGUGUCCCUACCCUGACCUGGGUAGUACUAGUGAUUGGAUAAAAAUAUGCCUUAAGCAAUCAGAAGCACGAUUUAGAUCUGGGUAGUGACAGACAUGGCAUCAGUAUGGAAUUUCUGUGCUCAUUCCUCCUCUGGUAUCAUUUCACUGUUGGUGAGGUCACAAAAUGUUGACUCGUUUUGCAGGCUAGGCUCAGGAUACAGGUUUUUUUUUCCCUACAGUAAACUGUGUUGAUAGACAUAUGAAAGCAGAUCCUGAUCGCUGCGCUCUGAUCUGGGAGAAGGAUGAGCCAGGGGAUGUUGAGCGAGUGACCUACAGGUAAUCUGUGAAGAGUCUUUGACUGUGAUAUUAGGCUAUUUAAAAAUGUUUGUCCAUCCUAGUAGUCAUAAUGCAACUGGAAAACUGAACACAGUUUGUGUACUUAAUAUCCUCCUAAAGUGAGCACCUUUCUUAAAUGCAUGGACACCUUGAUCUUAUGUCUUGAUCUUAUUUCCUUAUGCUCUGGAGAACAGAUAGUUACAUCAAACUUAGAGGCACAUAAUUUAUUUAUCUCUAACAAAGACACUCACUCCUGGACAUCUCUCUGAAAAGGAUGCCUGUCAAGAAUAGAUACCACUCCAACAGAAACCCCUCCAGUCUUCAAGUUGUACACUUCUCUAAAGUGUUCUGUUACCCAGAAUGUUCUCCUGCCCAGGUUUGAUAUCUCUCUAAUAUUAACAACAAUGAAGGAGAUUUUUUUACCCUGGGCACAUCCCUAAAAUGUAUGCUUCUCCAAGAUGAACACAUCGCUUAGAUGGACACUUCUUAAAGAUGGACAUAGUGCUAAGGUGGACACUUCCCCAAGAUGGACAUGCGUGUGUCUGUGAAGAUGGGCACUUUUGAAAAAUGGAUAUCUCCUUGAGAUGGACAUCUCUAUAUGAUGGACACUUCUCUGAGAUGGGAACCUCUGUUAGAUGGAUACAUCACUAAAAGUGAAAAUGAUUCGAAGAUGGACAUCUUUAUCAAACAUUGAGGCCUUUCUAAGAUAGAAUCCUCCCGAAGAUGGACGCUUCUUUGAGAUGUAAAUCUCUCUCAGCCAGACACAUCAAUAAGACGGAAAUCUCUCCAAGAGUGACACUUCUCUGAGAUGGACACCUCUCCAAGAUGGACACCAUUCAAAUUGAACAUCUCUGAGAUGGAGACCUGUCUGAAAUGGGUUCCUCACUUAAAUGGUCUUCUCCUUAUUUUGUAGACAUCUCAUAGGAUAGGUACUGUUCUAAAGUGGACUCCUCCCUUUAUAAGUUCAUCAUCUGCCUAAGAUGGGUACCUCUUUGAGGUAAACACCCCUCUGAGAUAAAGAAAUGAAUGCAGCACUAAGCGACUAGAAAUAAAGGUUUUUUGGUAUAACCGACCAUCUUUUUAUUUUUAUUUACAGGGAGUUGUAUGAAAUGGUGAACAGAUUGGCUAAUGUCUUAAAAGACCAUGGUGUUAAGAAGGGAGAUGUAGUGUGUAUUUACAUGCCAGUAAGUCCUUUAGCUGUGGCGGCAAUGCUGGCUUGUGCAAGAAUUGGAGCUCCUCAUAGGUCAGUACUUCUUAAGUCCCCCUUGCACCUCAUUUUUGAAGGAUUCUGUAUUUAAAAUGAUGUCCUGUUCUAGAACCAGGUUAGUUUUUAAUACCACAUUCCAGGAAAUUCUAGAAAACAGAAAUAUUUGGAAGGUGGAUAUUUGAUUGAGAGUCCAAGAAUCUUUACUUCUCUAAGUGAAGGGGAAUGCAACCCCCAACCCCUCCCCCGCCCCCCCAAUUCCCCGAGCAAAUACUUUAUUUUUAAACAUCCAGAACAUAUCUUGCAUUGUUCUUUGCAUGCUAGUCAUGAAAAAAAAAAAAACUUUAUUAAGGUGUCAAUGUAUUACACUUGUUGAGGACAGGACACAUUUUUCAUGUCUCUAGUGUGGAGACGGGACCACUAUUUUAUUGUAGAAGUCUGCCACCACUAACCCUCUCUAUAAAGGUCUGUCACCUUGGUGCUAAGGCAACAUUUUAAGGCUUGCAACAGCAAGUAUAGUAUUAUGAGCAAUAUUGAGCAUUGAGAAGAAGGUGAUCGGUGAAUUAAGGUCAGUAUGUUUUUUUCAUUUGUAGUGUGGUAUUUGCUGGGUUUAGCUCAGAUGCACUGGCUAGCAGAAUUGUUGACGGUAAGAUCAGGUUCUGUUUUUGAAGUAUAGUUGAACUUUUACUAAAAGCCAUCUCUCUACAACGUUUACCUUGAUAGAUCUCCACAAUAGCCAAGUUUUUUCCCUGGUGGACAAACCAUAUAUACAUUCACUUUUGUCUUAUUUUCUCUACAGUGGUCACCUCUCGGCUUUAACCUUGGAUCCCAGGGUGGCCAUUUUUGAGAGGUUCCACUGUAUAAUGCUUUAGUUUUAGUACAGGGAAUAGAAAUCAGACAAUUUUGGCUGCAUGGGAAUAGUACACCACUUUCAUUAGUCUAGAGCAGGUAUUGAGAAGGAAAAAGAGUAGUUUCCUAGUGGCACAAAACCACACCACACAGAAUUAUUUUACAGAACAGACCUCAUUGUCCCUCCAUUCCUUGAUAUUUUGGACUUGCUGUUUAAUACAGUGUACUGUUUUUUUUCCUACCAUUAUGAUUUUUGUUAUGACAAUAAUAUGCCCUCGAUAUUGGUACUAAUAAUAUUAGAAAUGACUAAGGAAUUUAUUAACAAAGGGUAUAAGUUGAAAAAAUAAAUUACCACGAAUGGAUGUAAAGCUUGCGACUAAUAAUUGAAUUUUUAAAAGUGUCUUGCUUUUUUUUUAAAUAGCAAAUGCAGGAACGGUCAUCACAGCAGACCAAAUUGUAAGGGGCGGGAAGUGCAUUGAUUUGAAAACAGUGGUGGAUAAGGCAGUGGCAGAGAGUCCUUGUGUAAAGAGAGUGUUUGUGGCCAGCCGUACAGGAGCUGAUGUACCCAUGGGAAAGAUUGACAUUCCUCUUGAAAAGGUUAGCCUUUCGUUACUGGUUGCUUUCUUAUUUCAGGGAAUGUUAAGUGGGUAGAGCUUGAGCUACUCUGAGUUCUUGUUAUUGUUGUCAAUCAAAAUUAUUGCCGUAUCAGAUUCACUUGCAAGCUUAUUAAUUAAACCUACAUACAGACUGUAAUGGCAGAAAGGUCAUCUGUAAAAGAGGACUUUUUAACAUGUGCAAAGGAACUGAGUCUAAUAGUAUAGGGAGGCUGAGACAACCAAUGCUAAUACAAGACUUUCCAGUCUUUCACAGUCUGCAACCAGAAAUCAAAGGAAACGAUAAUUACAAAGCAAACUAACAAUGAAAUUUUUGCUGAGUAGGAUUUACACAUCAGCAUUAUCAAGGUAGAAAUAACACAUUACUUGUCUUGCAACUACUUGUGUUUAAAGUCUGCCAUAUUUCUAGGAAACUAAUGACUCCCAAAGGAGAAUGUUUGCAGACCUGUGUAGAUCUAGAAUAUUUCCUAAAUGAGUGCCAAAGGCACAAGCAUCUAGGGGGGUCUGGGGGCAUGCUCCCCCUUGGGAAAUUUUUAUUAAUUUACCUCCCUAAAUUCCCUUUUCUGGGUUCAGACAGGAUAUUGACCAGAUUUCAACUUGGAAAGUUUUUUAUUAUUAAAAAAUAUAUUUAUUAUGAAAAAUCUGACUGAUUUUUGUAAAAUGGUGGAAACCGGUGUGGAUCCGCACCUGAUUUGUCUAUUUGAACGUCAUGUCAAAGUACUAAUGUGUCUUACAUUUAGUUGAUUUGAAUUUCUCCUUAGGAAAUGAGCAAGCAAUCAACAGAAUGUGAUCCAGAACCAAUGGACAGUGAAGAUGUCUUGUUCUUACUGUACACUUCUGGAAGCACAGGGAAACCAAAGGGUGUGGUACACACACAGGCUGGGUACCUUCUUUAUGCCAAACUAACUCAUAAGGUGUGAUUGCUGCAGAUAACUCCUGGCUUAAUUUAAGCAUUUUUUAUUCUGUGAAUUGGAUCAAAAAUUAAUGUUGACUUUUGAAAACUUGUCUUACAUAAGCUUUAUCCCCUCCUAAGCCCAGCUGUGUCCAAAUGCAGACAACUUCAUCAGAAACAACCAAAGAUUUAUGUAAACAAAAUUCUCAAUAAUUAUUGUUUCCUCUGAAGCAUGAUAGAAUGCAUCCUCUCCCUACCCCAAGAUAAUAAAGGAAGCCAUGAAAAUUAACAGAAAAAGUUACGAGAGUACGGAGAAAACCAAACCGCUGGUGAGGUUCGUCUGCAAGCCAGCACCAAAAUCCUUGUUGUGGGCCCCCAACUGUAUGCCAGGAUUUGAGUGUGUGAUAUGAUUGGCCUGUUAAAAAGCCAUUGUUUAUUUGCUAAUCAGGUUGAAGUAAAAUUCAAAAGGCACUUCCAGUAAUUUGCUGAGUCCAUUGGGGCCUAGGGAAAGGAUCUCAGUGCUACUAAAUUGCAGAAAAUACUUGCCAGGUUUAGAUUAGUCAGUUAUACAGCCAGGUCACUAUAAUCGUCAAAAGUGUUAUACUUGUUGUAAGAUGCAUUUCGUCUCUUCCCUAUUUCGUAAUUCCUUAUCCAACUCCUUAUCAUGUGGUUAUGUACGUCGUGUAACUUAUAUCAGUGUGAAUGAAUAAAAUAAAUAGAAAAAAAGUAUGUCUGCGGCACAAACCCCAAUUGCAAUAUUUUGUCAAAUGCCAGCAAUCAAAUGUUAAUCAGCGUUUUUUCUCUGUAGUAUGUAUUUGACUACCAACCAGGAGACAUAUUUGGUUGUGUGGCUGACAUUGGCUGGAUCACAGGCCAUAGCUAUGUAGUGUAUGGUCCAUUAUCCAAUGGGGCUACCACAGUUCUGUUUGAGAGCACCCCUACGUACCCUGACCCAGGUCGCUAUUGGGAGAUGGUGGAGAGACUAAGAGUGAACCAAUUCUAUGGAGCACCAACAGCCCUGCGACUGCUACUUAAAUCCAGUAAUUCUUAUGUGACAAAGUAUGACAGGUCAUCACUAAAGCUCCUUGGGACAGGUUUGUUGAUAAGAUGCAGCCAGAGCUGGUUACAAAGACGUGUAAUGAUCUUCUAAACUUGUGAGUCUGUGGGAAACCCUAUAGCAGGACUGUUCAAAUGGAGCAGUUCUUUCCUUUGGUAUUCUUUAUGGUCACAAGGUAGUCCUAACAUUUGAGUCUGGGGAUAAAAUCCCUUAGUGUGACUAUUCAAAUGGAACAGCACUUUCUUAUGGUACUGUUUACGUGACAUUAUAAUCAUGUACAACGUGAUUUCUUGGUUGAAAUCCUGAAGUGUGACCACUGAAAUGAAAUUUAAGGAGCAGUACUUUCUUGUGGUUCUGCUGCAUUGGGAAACGUCCGUAUUUUUUAUUUAUUAUGUUUCCAGACCAAGAAAUCAGAAAUAUUUUCAGUAGAGUGAACAGCGUUCAACGUGACCCUUUUGUUUUUCAUUUUAUAGUUGGUGAACCAAUUAACGCCGAGGCAUGGCAUUGGUAUCAUGAGGUGGUGGGAGAGAAGAGGUGUGUUAUUGUGGACACGUGGUGGCAAACUGGUAAGAAUGGACUGUCAAGGUUCGCGACCGAAGUUAACAGUAACUGCAGAAAGCUUGCUAUAAACUAAGGCUCCGUCCACACGGAUUCAGACCUUUUUGAAACCGGAUUCGUGUGGACGGGCCUUAACCCUCUCUGGGCAGCGGUUUCAAACAGAUGCGAUUUCGGUGAGCGGAGUCACUGGUUUUGUGUUGACGAAAGGCCGAUUGGUGUAAACUCAGUAUGUAGUUUCUGAAAAAUAUCCGGAUUCAUUGGUGUGGACAGGGCCUUAGUCCACGUCCCCACGAAUUCGGAAAUUUUUGAAACCGCAUAUUUGUUUAUGCGGAUUCGUGUGGACGGGGCCUUAAACCACUCUGGAGAGCGCUUUAAAAACAAUGCGGUUUCGAUGAGUGAAUUGACUGGUUUCGUGUGGACAGAUGGCCGAUUCGUGUAAGAAAAGUAUACGGUUUCAAAAAAUCUAGAAUCGUGUGGACAUAAGACGGCGAAAGCAUCGACAGCAUUAAAACAAACAUUAGAAGUAAUGCGAAAUACGGGCUGCAUUUGUAUCACACUUCUGGUGCAUUUCUUUGUCGUCCUUUGCACAUAAGUAGGUAGACUUGCUGCAAGUCGACCUUUUGGCGAGCGGAGCAAGCCUUUUUAGGCCGCGAAGCGGCCGACCGAGCGACGAAGUCGCGAGAGCUUCGUCCCGCGUCAUAUUAAAUCAGACGAAGGACUUUAUUGAAAGUCUAAUAAGUGGGGACCUUAAAGGUGAUGUUGCACGGGACGAUUCGCAACGACCAUUUUUAACGCAACACAGGGUUCAAAUGUUAAAACAAUAUUGCAGCCAUUCGAAACAAUGAAAUAACAAUGUUGUAAGGCUGUGUGGCGCUAGAAAUCGUCGUCGCGAAUCGUCCCGUGUAACAUCACCUUAAGAUACGGGGGCGGCGACGGUGAAGAAAGCAUCGCUUCAAAGGUGAACUCGCUUUCCUUUAUAAUCUUACUUCGCGAUUAUGACAACUCUCUUACCUUGCCAAAUGUAGGCGAACUUACCUUCCUGGUGUUGAAUUUCUACGAGCCAUAUGCAAGUUCAGAAAAAAAAAUGUCGUCGCUUGCAUACGUCCUCUAUAAAACAUGCAAGUAGGCAUUUUCACGUCGUAGUCGUGCAGUGACGGCAUUGAAAUGUACAAAAAAGUGUGCUGCACGUGCAAGGUUGUUGGUGUUUUGCUAAUUAGAGCUAGGCCUGUGGCCUUUUUGACGUUCUCGUUGCUGGCAACGAUGACGGCGACGCCAAUGAGAACGACAAAAAAGCCAGUGGGUUUAAGUUAACAAAACAAGAACUUUAUUGUACACUUCUUUUGCCGUUGUUGCACGAAGGUGGAGUAACCAAUAUACGAAAUUUAUAAGCUGCAAAAUUGACUUCCCGUUUUUACUUCCGACUUUUUCUCACAGUCCCCUAUUUUUUCUUAAGAUUAUUAGGAUCGAACGCUUACCAGUACCCGUCCCCCGACCCCUAAGUAGAUUUGACGCUUGUUGCAUCCAAGAUAGCCACCGGUGAUGCAAAGCGCUCGAUUUCGAUUGACGAUCGUACGGGAAAAUAGGGGACUGUGAACAGUCUUUUGAGGAAGAAGCUGCUCUAGAGGGGUAUUGGUUCUUUCCUUCUUGAUUGGAUGCUAAGAUUACCCCCAGCCACCUUUUAAAAAUCAAACUUUAGUGUGUGACUUUCCUAGCAACGCAAUCCUCAGUUUCUUAGACCCUUGGUGAAGAGGGACCCAUAUGUUGUCUUGCUGAGAGAGUGGUAACUGUACUAUUUUAACAAAUUUGAUUUCUGUCAGAGACUGGUGGAAUUCUUCUCUCUCCAAGACCCGCCCCAGAUGAGUCACCCGUGAAACCAGAGUUCCCCACGAGGCCCUUUUUCGGGGUAGAGCCUGUUAUAUUGGAUGAAAAGGUACAUUGUAAGUGUGAUUUAAGGGUGGUUUUACAAUGACAUGUUACUUUACUUUAUCCCUACUAUUCGUCGCUCUGCUCCACACACACUUCUGAAAACGUUGCACGCACCGCCGCAAGCUACAAAUCCGAAAUCAAAUAGUCUGGACAUGGUGCUAGUAGACAUGCGCUUUAGUUUCAUUCCAGGGAAUACUUCCUGCCAUGUUUCAUCAUGUUUGUGGACAUCACACUACAAGGCUGCUUUCUCUCCUCCGAAGAGGCUCCCGCUGGGUACCGUAAAUGACCUAAUAAACGCCCACUUCCAAAUAGACGCCUAUUAUCUAUUGAAUGCCCCCUCUACGCUGUUAGAAUUAUAUUGGACGCCCCUCUCUAGUAAACGCCCCCUCUCUAGUGGACCCCCCCUCUGAGAAUUACUCCAAAAUACUAGUAAGUAGCAAAUAGGAACAAAAUCAUUGAAUUCUUUAAGGUUCUUGCUUGGUUAACAUAAAAAGGGCUUUGUGUAUUUGAUCUUGCUUAAUGUCAAUUCAAAGUAAGGAUAGACUAACGAUGGCAACACAGUAAACCUUGAGCGAGGAUUCUGAUAUCAAUGUUGGUAUUUGAGAGAGCGAUAUGGAUCUCUAGAGGAUCUAGACGUACCAACUGAUAGAGUGGAUAUUCCGCUAUUUUUAAACUCUCUUAAUAUUGAUAUUUUUGCCGAAAGCAUUUUAGUUUUGUUGAGCUUGUUACAGUUAUCAGAAUAAACGCCUCUUUUUUAAGAGCCUCCUGUCUAUUAAACGCCCCCGCUUGGAUCCCUAAAAUUAAAUAGACGCCCUGGGCGUUUAUUAGUUCAUUUACGGUAUACAAUGAAGGAAAAUAACAAAAAAUAAAAGGUAAGAGCGGUAGACGAUGGGAAGAGGGAAAAGGCGGGAUCUUUCCUCUUCCCAUCGCUACCCGCGCGCUUUUAUUUUUCCCUCUCCCCAGGCUCUCUACGACACAACGAGGCCUCUGCGGAGGAGAGAGGCGAAGUCGGUCAUCGGGCACUGUCCAACUAAAAUUUGUUAAUGUCCGACGAAAUCCUACCUGCGGCUAGACAUGAUGAGCGCACAGAUCUAGUACGAACAGGAUAAUUAAGAAAGACAGUUAUAAAGAUAAUACCCAAGACUAUCAUUUUGUAGCAGAUGUUUUGCAUACUAGUUCUUUUAAAGCAGUUGUUAUUACAAUAAGCCAACCAAAUGUUUGUUACUCCUUAGUAACCGUUGCCAUGGCAACUCAUUGCAAACAUAAGAUCAUGAAUGUUUCAUUUUUCACCAUGAAGUGUUUAUCUCAGAAAGUUUGAAUUGAAAUGGACAGAUAAAUCGAGAGAAAGGCUUUGAAUAUUUAUGUUUUAUGAUUUCAGGGACAAAAUUUCUCCUCACCCACCACCCGUAAAACAGCCCAUUCUCUCGAUAACGCUCAAGUUUCAUGUCAGGAAACAGACCAAUUACAACUUAGGACACCCUAAGCUUUAAUAUGAUACCAAGGAAGUUAUCUCCCGUAAUGGGUGCUGCGAAACUGCAUUUUUAGCCACUUCUCACAAAAUACCUGGUGGACUGUUGCAGGCCCGCACUGUGCGCGAUCUUUGUUUUUAUAGACCUUAUUAUACUGCUUUUUUUCUUUCAGGGCCGAGAGUUAAUCGGAAAUGACGUCAAAGGUGCCCUCUGUAUCCGUACAUCUAUUCCCAGCAUGUCACGUACCGUAUAUGGUCAUCAUCAACGCUAUCUGGACACCUACUACAAUCCUUUUAAAGGUGUGGGCUCUUCAUGUAAAAUUGAUUAAGGGAAUCCUAAUCAGGGUUCGUACAGGUCACGGAAAACCUGGAAAGUCAUGAAAUUUAAGAAUUUCAUUUUCCAGGCCUGGAAAGUGAUGGAAUUUAAUUGUCGGUCCUUGAAAGUUAUGGAAAAGUACUUUGGUAGAUUAGUCACUGCAGAUGUUAUUACUAAGCGAGGUCAAAAAAUAUUCUAAAACAAGGAAAAUGUUUAGAAACUUUUAACGUGACAGCUAAAUCUAUGGUCAUGGAAAACUUGGAAAGGUCAUGAAAAAAGUCAUGGAAAGUUAUGGAAUUUGAAGAGCUCAAAGGAGUACGAACCUUGCAUAAUGUAAAUGGCUUUCGAAACUGUGGGAGUUGCGAUCUUGUUUACAGUAUUCGACACCUGAGUAGUAUAGAGCGUGUGUUUCACUUCAAUUAAGCCCGAUGGCGUCAUUGCUCAUAUUAGCGCGGAAGGAUUUUGAGGGAAUACGUAAGCACCUAUGACGUCAUUGCUCGUAAAUACAGUACGUGCGAACUCGAGGUUACAUUAGCAGCGUAGAAGGAUGGAAUUAAGAGGUUUUACUUGAGGUUUCACUUCUAAGUGAUGUUAAAACUACUUUGCCUUCACCCUCACAAACAUGUAACCAGGAAACUUUAUGUCGGAACUUGCGUUACGGUUCGGUGAAUUUUUAGUGACAUGAGACGAAAGCAAUAGACUGUCACGUUAUAUGCCUUAAUUUAUUGUCCUUUUUCUGAUGAAAUUCCUCGUAGAAACUAGAGUAACACAGGCGAAAAUCUUACCAAGUGAACAAACCGCAAGUAAUAUCUAAAAUCCUCAUCAGCGCUGACGUUUGUUACUUUUUAGGUUUCUAUUUUACUGGCGAUGGAGCCUUGCGUGACAUCGACGGUGACUACAGAAUCACGGGAAGGAUGGAUGACGUCAUCAACGUGAGCGGCAAGCGGCUAGGAACAGCGGAAAUCGAGGAUGCCUUGGUAACUGGUGAUGUUUGUUGGACUGGAUCCCAAACAUCACUUAUUUACUUAUCUGUUUUUUUUAUUAUUUAUUUUUAACCCAGGAUAACCACGAGGCAGUAGCUGAGACAGCUGUCGUGGGCUUCCCACAUCCAAUUAAAGGAGAAGGUAAGAACGUACUUUUUACUGCAAGCGUGCUUCCACAUGGCAGAUAAAGGAUUUAAUGCUGAUAUUCCUGCAGUCAGAAAUGUCUUUCUUCGCCGCCUCGAUUAGUUUCUUGGUCAUUUGCGGGUGAGAUUAUUAUGUAAUUAUUUAUACUAGUUGAAUUUCUAUAAACAUUUGUAUUAUUUUUUGUUGUAUGGCCAAUCAAUCAGUGAAAUCUUUUCCAGCAAACGUAUGUUUUACUUGAGCUUCUUAUUCACUGUCGAAGUCAAAAUCUAAAGAGCGUUCUACGUCAUUUGGCCACAAAUUGCAAUUGUUUUCAGAUGCUUCUUUACUAUGAGCCGCUGAGUGACAGCAGACUCAAAUAUUUCGAACUUUUUGGAGUUUUUCUUGGUGUCGCGGAAACCAUUGUUGGUUCGCUGUUGUGUUGUGGGUUUGGGUAUUGUUCAGUGUCUUGCCAAUCUUUUGUGUGACGUCAUUUGGUAAUUGUACCCAUCUGCAACACCGAAAAACCGCCAAUCUUUCCGAGUAAAAGCCAAAUAUGGGGUGCCGAACGCUGGUCGUGUUCGAAGUGCGUAUACUUACAUAUUUUUUGCUGACUGGCACUCAUCAAAUAUCUACUACAGAGGUACACUUGUCUGUUAGCUACAACAGUAGUGUAUUGUUCUUUUUGCUCCAACCAGUCGUUUCUUUGAGCAGAUUAAAGCUGAAGAUCUCGCGACUCGUACUGGGGGUACAGCUGCGAACUCAAAUGUAAUGUUGUAAUUCACUAGGUUCCUAAAUUGUAUUUUGUAGGUGUUUAUGCUUAUGCAAUUUUGAAAGACGAGGCUGUUGUGUCACCAGAAGAGUUGAGAAAAGAUUUGAAGGCUAUUGUCCGACAGAAGAUAGGCUCUUUCGCCGUACCUGACGUUAUCCAGGUGAGUUCGAGACCAAAAAACCGUAGUGACUGUUCGAAACAAACUGUCAUAGAGUCGUGAAGAAAAUGAGACGCGAAGCUAAGAUGGUCGUGCAAUGACGGAUACAAUUGUAUCCGGCAUUGCAUGACCAUCUGCAAAAAGAUAGUUGAAGGUGAUUUUGCAAGUCAUUCUAAGCGGGGGAAUCAACCUCGUUCCCAGGGUCCUCUCCUACUCGUAACGAGGUUGCGGAAAAACAUGCAACUGUUGCUGUGCACAGAAAAACAUGCAGCGGGUUAAACGUGGGAACACAUGCAACCCCAAUGUCAUGCGCUGAUGUGCAGCUGGUAUAAAGCGCGGGAAAACAUGCAAAUUUUGUCUCAUUUUCUGAGGGGAAAAGUCCUGGGAACGAACCAAAAGGAAAAGUGUUUGGUGCCGGUAGAGAGCGCGCGCGCAUAAAAUAUACAGUUAUCUUUACCCAACGUGGGAAAAAGCACGUGAUCCGAGAAUGCACCUGACCAAGUUCUACAUGUUUUAUUUUUUUUCGUUAGGUGGUGUCAGGUCUUCCGAAGACCCGAUCAGGAAAGAUCAUGCGCCGCAUAUUGAGAAAGGUUGCUGCUGAUAAACCCGAUGAGCUUGGUGACGUUUCCACCUUAGCUGAUCCGUCAGUGGUGGAAGAAAUUGUACGACAGCAUCUUGAAAUUACACAAGAAAUUAGGGCCAAAUACGGCGAAUAG
This is a messenger RNA of Porites lobata, 12832 nucleotides long. The record is from the annotation of a GenBank genome assembly. NCBI's taxonomy places the organism in Eukaryota, Metazoa, Cnidaria, Anthozoa, Scleractinia, Poritidae.